UCGACCAUGUUCGUUUUCGCGAACACGUAACUGGAUGUUUCUUCGGAAACAUGGCCGACCAUCGUGUUCUGCUGGUGCAAUGAAAUUUUGUGUACAUUAAGGAUAAAAGGCGUCUAAGAUCGCGAGAGCAAGCGUCAUUCUGAUACAUCAUGUCCUCGAUUCACUUCGUCGUGCAUCCCCUGCCAGGGACGGACGACCAGCUCAACGACAGGCUGAGGGAAGUAGCAGAUAAAAUAAACAGAUAUGGAUAUGUAACACCACCAGCUUUCAAUGGGUUGAAAGUGACGGUAAAACGUGUUGUAGUCGGACCAACGCAUAUUGCUCUUCUCACGGACGACAAUAGAAUUUGCAGAGUUGCAUUUACCGUACUAUCCGAUAGAUUGGAUUUGAGUAAAAAUGAACCUAACAGAAAUACAAGCAAGAGCCAUGUUGGAAAUUCUAAUUCCACACCAAAUGGAAAUGGAAGUAGUGGUAGCGGUAGUAGAGCGGGUAUAUCGCGUUCGCGCGCACGUAUCAUGCGUAGUUCGGCGAUACGUGGAGGUAGCAGCGGUGGAGGCAGCAGCGGCGGUGGUCGCAUAGGACCGCCAGGAGUGAUUAUGGGAGGUGGAAGCGGCAGCAGCUCGCGCCCUAUCGCGUCUGUGCCGGCUCCCUUCGUACCGGAAGAUCUUAUAUCGCAGGCCCAAGUGGUGUUGCAAGGAAAAAGUCGUAAUCUGAUCAUCAGAGAAUUACAGCGUACAAAUCUAGACGUAAACUUAGCGGUAAACAAUCUUUUAUCACGAGACGACGAGGAGGGUGAUGAUGCGGAGGAUGCAGCCGACAGUUAUGUCCCGGAAGAUCUUAUAUCGCUGUUAGACGGUGGCUUUACCAACGAGCAUUCGGUUAUAAUCGACGCUGAUUCUAUGUUCUCCGAGGAUAUGUUUGGUUACGGCGGAAUGCGAAAUCGCGGCAGUUCUUCCCGCCGUUUGGUAAGCAACGAUCGUGACGGUGAACGUUCGUCCGACCGGGACAGAGAUCGCGAUAGUUUUAGUAGAUGGCGGGAUCGCCAGUAUUACGGCCCGCGUCGUUGGUUGGAAACCGCUCUGAAAGACUCGUGGGAGAAGGAUUCAGAUAAUAAGAAGAAGGAAUUGGCCUCGCAGAGCCCUUUGUGGAUAUCCGAGGAGCUUGAAUGGUGGCACGAUCGAAGUAGCGAUCCGGUGCCCCGUUUUGUACAAAUCGCGGCGCUUUACAGCGAGCUAAUCGCCGUUUCCGUAUCGGGACAGUUGUACCAGUGGAAGUGGACCGAGUCGGAGCCGUAUAAGAAUGCGGAGAAUCCAAACGUCCACCAUCCGAAAACCAUCCCUCUGGCAUUGACCUCGGAGAAGAUAGUUAAUGUAUCCGCUACUGCGAUCCGAUGUUCCGUCAGUACGGAGACUGGGAAGGUGGCGACUUGGCUCGAUGAACUUUUGGGACACGUCGCCUCUCGUCUCGAGCAUCCGGCGCAGGCCUUCACCGAGUUUACGCUGGACAAAAUCGUGUCGCUGCACACGUGCGCUUUGUACACCGUCGCGAGACUCGAGAGCGGCACGUUGUAUUGGUGGGGUGUUCUGCCGUUUGCUCAACGUAAGAAACUUUGGGAAAAGUACAAGGCCAAGUCACGUAAGCACAGACCAUCCACCGUGUUGUCGAGCGACAUCAGCUACGGGACACAUGUAUGCAUGAAGAACAGUCCGGUUUAUCAGCCAGGAGCUAUUGGAUUUACAAUAGCUAACGGCGUGCCAAAAGUCGGACAGUUACUUUCGGCAGCAUGGAACGUGGACGCCACGUGUAGAUUUAAGAUACUACCUGCUGGCACACUCAUACCUAGUGCCAACACCGACAAACGCGAGUCCAACGGGAACGGUAGCACGGGGGUUGUCAACAAAGCGAAUCACAAGGAAACUGCCGACAGGCUCGACAUGCCGCCUCCACCGUCACCAGCUUCAAGCACUUGCAGCGAUACCGGCAGCAUUACAACUAGUCACAAACGGCAGAAACGUAUGGCACCUCGGAGCGAAGGAGAACCGGAGAGAAAGGACGAGGAGGAUUGGCAGUUGAAGGAUGUCGUUUUCGUCGAGGAUGUCAAGACUGUACCCAUCGGGAAAGUUAUAAAGGUUGACGGUUGCUACGUGGCUGUCAAGUUCUUCUCGAAGGACUCGAAGGAGAAAGAGAAGGAAAUUAAAGAAAAGGACUUCAGUACGUCGGACUUCAAAGAUCUUACAGCGGAAGAGCCGAUGAAGCUGUUAGCCGAUUGUAGACUUCUACGGAAAGAUGAGCUGCAGGUAAUCAAGUCGUCGUUGAAUCCAAGGGCUCCGGAUUGUUUCCAAAGAACACCUAGGAGAGUCAACAUUGUCGAGGGCUCGAACGAUAGUCUGUUAACUAUAUCGACCGAUGGACAAGGCAUUCACGCCAUAUUAAAGAACGGAAAUAAACUCAGUUACGUCGUGUACAAUUUAAGUACAGGGAGAUACGUACAGGAUUGUUACAUACCAUCUGAUAUCUCGUCGUUUUUGGGCCUGCAACCGCAAAACAUUAAUCUCACCAGCGCGGGGGAGAAUAUCGAGUGUUCCAUGAUCUUACGAGACGGAAACAACACUAUUUACCCGAUCGCGAAAGAUUGCGCCGACGCGAUUCGCGAUCCGAAUUGGCUGGAUUUGGUUCCAGUGAAUUGCAUCGGCGCAGCGACUAUCCCUAUUCCUAUCUGUUCGAACAACUUGAAGAAUCAGGUGGCAGUUAUCGCACUGGCAUUCGACAAUCUUGUGCUCAUGCCGCGCAUAUUGCGAUGUGACUAUGAGAGCGUGAAGCAGGUGUUUUGCAAUUUGGAACAAGAUCUAAAGAGUAACUUGACGUAUUCGCAAAUUCAAAUGAUACUGAAAGAGCGCUGCGAUGGCAACCGGAAUAUACUUCACGCUUGCGUCAAUAUGUGUUCACCGACUUCCAACAAAGAAACCGAGCAAGUUAUCGAACGUGAAUUGGUGUCGAAUACGGUGGAUGGCGCCUCAGCGCCUAUUGAGGAACCAAUACCGACGUUGAGUUGGCCGCCCGAAGCGUUUGACAAUACUUCGGGAGAGGAAGACAGUCUGUUGAGCAUCGGCGCUGCUAGUAUAUCUAUGAUGAACAAGUCCGGUGUCGGUGCCGCAUCCAGUAACACGUACAUCAUAGACUCGGUGGAGAGGCGACACAACGCAUUACUCAUAUUGAAAUAUAUGUGUGAGAGUAUUAUCUUAGCGCCACACAUGAGGGAGCUGCUGACGGCAAAGGAUGCUCAAGGGCAAACGCCACUAAUGCUUGCCGUAUCUGUCCGCGCAUAUCACGCGGCCCUUAUUUUAUUGGACACUAUACAAAGAGUGGGCAGAGACGCGAAAGAUACUUCAGCCAUGAUACUGCCAUCCGACGCUAGCCCAGACUUAUCUCCACUUUUUGUUACUUGUUGCAACGAUACAUGUAGUUUUACAUGGACCGGAGCCGAGCAUAUUAACCAGGACAUUUUCGAGUGUAGAACUUGCGGCUUGACGGGCUCACUGUGCUGCUGCACUGAAUGCGCUCGUGUCUGCCACAGAGGCCACGAUUGUAAGCUCAAGAGAACUUCGCCCACAGCUUAUUGCGACUGCUGGGAGAAAUGUAAAUGUCGCGCUCUUAUUGCCGGGCAUCAAGGCGCGAGGUACGAUCUCCUGUGUCGUCUUGUGAACAACACUGAUCUCGCCACCAAGAUUAACUCACGGGGCGAGAGUAUUUUGUUAUUCUUAGUGCAGACAGUCGGGAGGCAGUUAAUUGAGCAACGUCAAUUUAGAUCGGCACCCAGGCAACGUUCGACUUCCGCUGGCCGUAAAGCACCGACUUCGGACGGUAUGCUUUCUCCAGUAAUGAUUGACUGCUUAGGUGCAGAUUCAGACAUGCCGGAUCAUGAUCUGGAACCUCCACGAUUUAGCCGUAAGGCUCUGGAAAGAUUGCUGAAUGAUUGGCCAGCUGUUCAGUGUAUGAUCAUGUCCGGUGUUUCCGAGAAUAGUACCGACCAGUUGUUCGGCGACCAAGGGCAAUUGUGUCGCCAGAGCGGUACCGCAUUGCUAGAUAAAUUCACGCAUUCCUUACUUGUUAAAUGUAGUGCCGAAAUGCUUGAUACACUGCUCUCCACUCUGAUCGGAGAAUUGCAAGACGAAUCCGUGCCUGGACGGCAGGAGGAAGCCAAUAACGUGGCUCGCCGAUUCGUGAGAUCCGUAGCACGUAUAUUCGUUAUCUUUACCAUAGAAAUGGCACCGAACACGACAAAGAGGCGAAGCGCUAGUCAAGCCUCGCAGCAAUUACUCAAAUGUCGGAAAGUCUUUCAAGCGCUAAUCAAACUGGCUAUAGAAGAAUUAUGCGAGACGGCGGAUUCGCUGAUAGCACCGGUCAGAUUAGGAGUGGCGCGUCCAACCGCACCGUUCACCCUGACUAGUUCCGCCAUCGAAGUAAUCAACGGUUCCGAGGAAUUGUUUUCCAUAGAGCCACUAAUACCUCACAGCGGUAUCAGUUCGCAGACAUUGGACGCAGCGUUGCAAACGCAGCAGGGAAAUAACAAUAUAGCGAUCGCAAGGGAUGUUUCUGCUGUGGAUGAGGCGGAAGGUGGGGAGGAAGUACCGAUGGAUAUGGAUGGUGAUAUAAGCGAGCACGAGGAGUCGGGCAUUUCCGGGACCGCCGCGAGCCAGCCGCUUGGCGAGGUUGAUUCCAACGCCGGUGGUGUAGGCGAGGAGCAGGCCGGGGACGGCGAAUCGGACACGGAAUUGGAUCUUUUAGCCGAAGCGGAGACCGAAUCGGAUUCGGACGACAAUCACAGCAACCAGGACGCGGCGUCCGCGCAACGCAGCGUGCAAACGGGCGCGACCGCCGGCUCCGACGGUGGAAUGGGCUCGAUAUUGUUGUUCCCCGAAGACGAGUCGGGAGAAUCAAGCCAGCAGGAGGACGAUGAGAGCGAGGCGGGUGAAACGGACGAACAGGAUAACGAGGAGUUUCAGAUAGGCGACGAACAAUUGGAGCGCAGAAGUGGAUCGUCCGGUCAUUUGCAUCGUAAUAAUCUCGCACCUGUGUCGAUGCAAUGGGCGAUACGCAAUCGUGAAUUAAGUACGCGCACGACAGGAUUACGCGUGACAGGUGGAAGUAAUCUGGUUUUUAUUGAUCCUACAUCUUUAAGACGAACCUCAACGUCGGCCGUCGCAACCACGCAAGAACCUAUAACUAUGGGGACCACCGCUAGUUGCCUGGCGCGAGCAUUCGGUAUUGUUAUUCGACAGAUCGCCGAUUUGUUGGUUAUGAUGCAAGAUUACAAAAAUCGAUCGCCAUCGCCCACUUUGCCACGUGUGAUGGAUAUCUCGUUCCAGGACGCUCUGAGCUUGCAGACGUAUUUAGAAGUGCACUUGAAGCCUACUUGGGAUUGGUUGCUCACGGUGAUGGACGCUACGGAAGCGCAAUUGCGAUUCGGAGUAUCUCUGACACGCAGCGCGGACCCGACCCAUCCGGAACACCCUCUGAAUAACGCCCCGUCUCUGUCCGGUGGCAACUUCAGCGGCUUGUUGAACACAGCCGCUCUCUCGCUGACUCUUCAAGGAAAUACAGGUCGGAAUCCUCGCAGUGGUAUCGCUACGAGCUCGAAUAUCUCCACUCCUCAAGCUUCAACACGACUCACCGUUGGUUUUGCAGGCGUUGGCGAGCCUCCAAGAAGCAGUAGGGAACGCGAAGGUGGCGACGCGCACUCGGCGAGACGUGAAUUCUUGUCGUAUUGUCUGUCUUUAAUGCGCGCUCACAACAGUGAACACAGAGACAGCUUGCCGGUCUUAGACGUCUCCGCUUUGAAGCAUGUCGCGUACGUGUUCGAUGCGCUUGUGUAUUACAUGCGUUCUCUGUCAGAACCGCUCACCUCCAGGGGAGAAGCUCAGAAAGAAUCGGCGAGCUAUUCGGGUUGGAACGAUCAGGAUGAAAACGACAAUGACGAAGGCGAGGAGUAUAAUUCGCCAGCGCCGACUGCCAUGGAAACGGAUUCUGUGGAUUAUCCGGACUUACUACAAGUACCCAUGUGCGGAUCUGGAAAUCAUGGCAAUACCACGCCGAAGGGGAGGAAGCAUCCUUUCCUGCAAAGAUCAGAUUCCACCUUGUGCCUUGGUUGCCCGCCUCUAGAUCCAUUUGACACCGUCAUGAGCGAAGCGUUGCCAUUAGCUGAUCAGCCACAUUUAUUACAGCCGCAUUCGAGGCGCGAAGAUCUCUUUGGUAUCCCGAGACAAGCGCCUUGUUCUCAGGCAGGUGGAUCCAAUCAACACCCAUUGGAAGGUCUACCCACAAGAUUAGGCCUUUCCGCGCGUAGUGCCGACAGCCAGAACGUCUUGGCCGCUCCGACGUUUAGUCAAAUUGUGCAAGGACCACUUUCGAAUUCUUUAGAAUCGAGGAGAAGCUCCGUCUCGGCUGGCGACUCGAACUCCGUCAAAUACGUGGACAAAUUAAAGUCAUGCAGUCACGCUAACGAAGGCCACUCGUCGCUCGUGGCAGAACAAAUUGAUAGAGCGCCGAUCAUAGUGUCGACGAAUAAUCAAGGCGACUCAACGAGCACCAAAGGCAAAGACAUAUGCAAAACCAGCAGAAGCGUCAUAGUUCGAGCUGGAGCUGCGCCGGAAUCGAGCACAAAUAAAGCUGGCGCGCCUGAGAUACUCGUGGUGCCGACUGUGGAGACGCAAAACGUGUCCGAGGAAGUGGCCGCAACGAGCCACGAGAUAUCCGCUCAUGAAACUGUGGAGACAAGUCCAGUUGAAUCUGCCAGAGCGGUGUCAUCGAUCGGGACUAACAUUUCGCAUAAUAUUCUGCUAGGACGAUGGAGAUUGUCGUUGGACUUAUUUGGACGCGUUUUCAUGGAAGACGUUGGUUUAGAAGCCGGAUCCGUGGUGUCCGAAUUAGGAGGGUUCCCCGUGAAGGAAGCCAAAUUCCGCAGAGACAUGGAGAAGCUUAGGAACUCGCAGCAAAAGGAUAUCACCUUAUCCAAGGUGGAGCGGGAUAGAACGCAGUUGCUGGUGCAGACGAUGAAAGAAUUGAACACACAGUAUAACAUAUACAACAGAAGAGCCACGAACACUCCGCCUUUGGCGGUGAACCGAGUUAAAGUCACGUUUAAAGAUGAACCGGGCGAGGGAUCCGGCGUAACUCGAAGCUUUUACACCGCGAUCGCCGAGGCGUUACUCGCGAACGAGAAGCUUCCGAAUCUCGAGGCUGCGCAAGUGGGAAAUAAGUACACGCAAUUCAACGUGCUGCAGAAACUGAAAAACAGGGAUCGCGACCGUGAUCUCAGGCGACAGAACACACGCUCUUCCGGAAAAUGUCGCGAGUCGCGUCGAGCCUUGUCCUUCGACGCCCGUUCCUUCCACCCGUCGAGCGCGAUCGAGGGGAACAACAGCUCGGGAUCCGGCAGUUCGUCGUCCAACGCUCAUCCCAUGCCGACGAUCAACCAUGCCAACAACGACCAUCUGUCCGUGCAUCAACAACAGCUUGGGGACAGGCUGUACCCUAAGGUUUCAAGCCACACGCCUGUACACGCUUUACGACCGGCGGUGGCUGAGAAAAUAACUGGUAUGCUGCUGGAAUUAUCACCGGCCCAGUUGCUGAUGCUGCUCGCCUCGGAGGACGCUCUCCGACAGAAAGUGGAGGAAGCAUUCGAAUUGAUUCACAGUCACAAUCAGGACUUGACCAGCGAGGCGUUGCUGGACCUCGAUGUGUUUAGCUUGACCGAGAGAUGCGCGGCGAAAAAGAAAAUGGAGAACAGCAUUUUAGACGACACCGAGGAUAACGCACCACUUUUUUAUUCUCCCGGUAAACGUGGUUUUUAUACACCGAGACAAGGCAGAGGCAGUUACGAACGGUUAAACGCCUUCAGGAAUGUAGGCAGACUCAUAGGAUUGUGUCUUUUACAAAACGAGCUGUGCCCGCUAUUUUUGAAUCGCCAUGUAAUUAAAUAUAUCCUAGGAAGGCCUAUACGUUUCCACGAUCUUGCAUUUUUCGACUCUGUUAUUUACGAAAGCUUGAGACAACUGGUCAUCGAUGCUGAAACGAAGGACAGCAACAGCUUGUUCUCUGCGUUGGAUCUUACAUUCAGUAUUGAUUUGUGUCCCGAGGAAGGAGGUGGCUCAAUCGAACUUACGCCCAGUGGCCGCGACGUGGAAGUAACCGCGAAUAAUGUAUACGAUUAUGUGCGCAAGUACGCUGAAGUUCGUAUGAUCAAGGUGCAGGAGAAGGCCUUGCACGCUAUGCGCGAAGGAGUCUUCGAUGUCCUUCCCGAUGGUGCACUCGACGGUUUAACCUCCGAGGACUUGCGGCUUCUCCUAAACGGGGUCGGUGACAUCAACGUAUCGGUUCUGAUAUCGUAUACGUCAUUUAACGACGAGUCCGGCGAGUCGACGGAGAGAUUAGUUAAAUUUAAACGGUGGUUGUGGUCGAUCGUCGAGAAAAUGUCCCACGUGGAGAGGCAAGACUUGGUAUAUUUUUGGACUGGAUCCCCGGCGUUACCAGCGAGCGAAGACGGUUUUCAGCCGAUGCCUAGUGUAACUAUUCGGCCAGCCGACGAUGUGCACCUACCAACCGCGAACACAUGUAUCUCUCGACUAUACGUUCCAUUGUACAGCUCUCGUCACGUUUUACGACAUAAAUUACUUCUCGCUAUCAAAACAAAGAACUUCGGAUUUGUAUGAAUUCGUGUUGUGACUGUUUGUGAGUAACAGUUCCAAAAAAAAAAA
Messenger RNA from Dinoponera quadriceps, 8753 nucleotides. It is a transcript of the gene hyd, whose product is annotated as E3 ubiquitin-protein ligase hyd. The record is from RefSeq and is a predicted model, not a curated record. Lineage: Eukaryota; Metazoa; Arthropoda; Insecta; Hymenoptera; Formicidae. The transcript has 36 exons. Gene Ontology annotation, biological process: DNA damage response; regulation of double-strand break repair; protein polyubiquitination. Gene Ontology annotation, cellular component: nucleus. Gene Ontology annotation, molecular function: RNA binding; ubiquitin binding; ubiquitin-protein transferase activity. Bases 150 to 8708 code for a protein of 2852 amino acids.